AUGGACUAUUCUUCCAUCUCCAACGAUCCAGAACACUCCACCGGUGCCUCACCCUGGGGUUCUCCGCGCGCCGACCGAACGACGUUCCCCACCUCCAGCAACGGCGACAUCCCGUCAUCCCCGUUACCCGCCCAAGAUCGCUCAUCGGAGACUGCGGAAAGAGACAAUGAUGCUGUAGCUCAGGCAGCCUAUCUGUCAGCGCAGCUGCAGAGUGCUCAAUUAGGUGACCCGGACUACAUCGAGGAACCGUCUCCGUUUGCUGCGCAUCAGUCUCCAAAUGCCGACCAGCAGCGACAACAACUCCCCGCACGCUACCAGACGGAAGUACGACAAACAUCUCGCCCACCGGCGCCUGUGUAUAAGAUUCAAGCCAAGAUCACGGGUCUUGAGAGAAGCGGAAAAAAGGAUCCUAUCCUUCGCUUUGAUGUUCACACUAAUAUCCCCAAAUUUCGUACCACCCAAUACCGCGAUGUUCGCCGUACUCACUCCGAGUUCGUUAAGCUUGCCGACCACUUGCUCUCGGCCAAUCCGGAAGCUCUCGUCCCCGCAGUUCCGCCCCCAGUUACUCCAGCAGGUGCUGGAACCGACGAAGAUGAAGUUCGCGUCAAGGCUUCAAUGCAACGCUGGCUCAACACUGUGCUGGGCAAUGAGGUUCUUAUUCAGGAUGACGAGGUUAUGCUCUUUGUGGAAAGCGACUUCGGUUACAGUCCCGUGCUUCGCAUGAAGCAGCCCGCCACGGGAGUGCGACGCAAGAUGUUGAAGCAGUUUGCGCCUCCACCUGACGACACCCCUGAACUGCAGGCGGCUCGUCCAACCGUGAAGAUGUUCUACUUGGCUGCAAUGGACUCGAGCCACAAGGUUGACCGAGUUGUCAAGUCCCGCAGAGGCGUGGGAUUGUCCGAGUCUGAUUUCGGUGUGAAACUCGGCCAGAUGGCAGUGCAAGAACCUCAUCCUGGCUUGGGUCUGGCUUAUCGCAAGCUUGGCAAAGUUAUUCAGACUGUGGGUGACUAUCAUGCUAUCCAGGCUACCGCAGAAGCCACAACUCUUGGUGAACCCUUGAGUUAUCAUUCGUCCGACGCGUUUAUCGUCAAGGAAACCCUGACAAACCGACAUAUCUUGCUGCGAGAGCUCCUCCAGGCUCAACAGAGCGCUCGAAGCAAACGUGCCGCCGCAGACCGAUUGAAGGUCAGCUCGUCGGUCCGCCCGGACAAGGUGGACGAGGCGAUCAAUGCUCUUGAAGAAGCACAGAACCACGAAGACUACCUGACAAAACGCACUCAGCGCGUGACAACAAAUCUUCUCCAGGAGAAGCGGAAGUGGUUCGACCGCACUACCAACGAGCUGCUUUUCAGCCUGCGCGAGUACACCUUGCGUCAGAUUGAAGCAGAGCGACGCACCUUGGCGACACUGGAGAGUGUCCGACCCGACAUCCGUAGCAUCGACGCCUCUGGUGGCCUGAGCCGACUGGGUCGUGAAGCCCACCCUGCGGUCCGACGAUCGAACUUGGCAUCAAGCCAGGGUCCUAAAGGUGACGCCUGGAGUGGUAUUCCCCGUCGUUCAGACAACUUGGGUCGCAGUAUGAGCGGCAGCUUCACCGCUCCCGGCCUCAAUGACGAUGAGGGCGACGAGGAAAGCCAGGCAGAGUCUGGGCAGAGCCGCGCCCGUGCCACUAGCCAGGUUGGGUCGAUUGCGGAGGAAGAUGACGACCGACUGGAUGCGCGCAAUGCGGCCAGUCGGUUGGCUGCCAGCACAUUUUGA
This is a messenger RNA of Penicillium daleae, 1758 nucleotides long. RefSeq names its product retromer subunit VPS17. The transcript has 3 exons. Gene Ontology annotation, molecular function: phosphatidylinositol-3-phosphate binding. The coding region runs from base 1 to 1758 and encodes 585 amino acids. Gene Ontology annotation, cellular component: endosome; retromer, tubulation complex; retromer complex. Gene Ontology annotation, biological process: intracellular protein transport; retrograde transport, endosome to Golgi. The record is from RefSeq and is a predicted model, not a curated record. Lineage: Eukaryota; Fungi; Ascomycota; Eurotiomycetes; Eurotiales; Aspergillaceae.